Molecule: messenger RNA, 1236 nt
Organism: Seminavis robusta
Lineage: Eukaryota; Bacillariophyta; Bacillariophyceae; Naviculales; Naviculaceae
Source: the annotation of a GenBank genome assembly
AUGUCUACCAAUGAACCUCCCCAAAAGCAGCAGAAGUGGUCCUCUGCUCGCAGCGCGGUAUCCGGUAAGACCAGCUCUACCAAUCUUCAGUCGCUCGUAGAUGCAAAGGGGGUUUGGAUUGGCCAGAUCCUUCCUUGUCUGGGAAUGGGACAGUUUGCCUUUGUGGGCAGUGUCAACAAGCAGUGGAAACGGCUCUAUCAAGAAUACUGUAAGACUGUCGAAAAUCCUCCUCUCGUCUUGAAGGGAGAAUAUCGUUUCGAUGGGACACACCCAGCAACUUGCAAAGAUACAUAUUACUCUGCAGCAUUCUACAAUGUGUCAUGUGCAGAAUACUGGUACGACUAUAAUUGCUCAACAAAGAAGUCACCAAACCACGGGGAUGUGUUCAAAGUGAUUGCCAAAGUUGGUUCGUUGACAGUCAUUCGAUGGGCACAUGGAAAAGGAUACCCAUUGAGCAUUUUUGCAUGUGUAAAUGCUGCCAAUGGUGGACACCUGCAUGUAUUGAAAUGGCUAAGGGAGAAAGGGUGUCCUUGGAAUACACGGGCAUGUGCCAAUGCCGCCAAAGGUGGCCAUUUGGAGCUCCUAAAAUGGGCGCAUGAAAAUGGCUGUCCAUGGGAUAGCAACACAUGUGAGGUUGCAGCAAGAGGUGGACAUUUGAAUAUCCUAAAAUAUGCUCAUGAGAAUGGUUGUCAAUGGAAUGAAGACACAUGCUACGGUGCUGCAGAAAGUGGGCAUUUGGACUGUCUCAGGUAUGCCCAUGAAAAUGGAUGCCCCUGGGAUGAAUCAACAUGCAGCCCAGCCAUUGCUCAUGAGAAUGGUUGUCAAUGGGAUGAAGACACAUGCUACGGUGCUGCAGAAAAUGGGCAUUUGGAUGUGCUCCAGUAUGCACAUGAAAAUGGCUGCCCAUGGGGCGAAUUGACGUGUGAGUAUGCUGCUCUAAGAGGUCAUUUGGAUGUUUUGAGAUAUGCUCAUGAGAAUGGUUGUCAAUGGGAUGCCUGGACAUGUGCCAGGGCUGCAAAAAGUGGGCAUUUUGCUGUCCUCAAAUGGGCCCAUCAAAAUGGCUGCCCAUGGAAUGAAAUGACAUGUUGUGGUGCUGCUGAGAAUGGCCACCUAGAAAUCCUGAAGUAUGCCCGAGCAGGUGGCUGUCCUUGGGAUUAUCAUACUGUCAGUGGUGCACGCACUGGGCGGCACUGGGAAGUCUUGAAGUGGGUGAUAGAGAAUGGCUGCCCGGAAUGA